This is a messenger RNA of Nestor notabilis (Kea), 3834 nucleotides long. RefSeq names its product centrosomal protein 290kDa (gene CEP290). The transcript has 24 exons. The annotation marks the transcript as partial. The record is from RefSeq and is a predicted model, not a curated record. Gene Ontology annotation, biological process: camera-type eye development; kidney development. NCBI's taxonomy places the organism in Eukaryota, Metazoa, Chordata, Aves, Psittaciformes, Psittacidae.
GCACAGUCAGAUGAAAAAACAGUUAUUGCAAAACUACAUCAACAGCUCAUAUCCCUUCAAAGUAGUGAAUCUGAUGCUGUAGGCAAAUUGGGGACACUUAAAUUGAAACUACAGAAGACUGAGAUCCAUAAUCUACGUUUAGAGCAGAAGCUUGAUGAGAGAGAGCAAGCCUUAUAUUUUGCUCGACUGGAAGGAAGAAAUAGAGCCAAACAUCUACAACAGACAAUUCAAUCUUUGCGUCGACAAUUUAGUGGUGCUUUGCCUUUAGCACAGCAAGAAAAAUUCUCUAAAACAAUGAUUCAGCUACAGAAUGACAAACUGAAGAUCCUGGAGGAAGUUCAGCAUGCUCAGCAGGAGCGUCGAAAUGCAGAAAACAGAGCAUUAGAGAUGGAGUUAAAACUGAAAAGUUUAGAAGAAUUAGUAAGUGCAUUGAAGGACACAAGAGGAGCUCAAAAGGUAAUUGAAUGGCAUAUGAAAAUGGAGGAACUCCAUCUGCAGGAACUUAAACUCAAUCGAGAGUUAAUCAGACAAAAGGAAGAAGUGAAGCAUUUGCAGAAUAUAAUUUCUGAAUAUGAACGUACAAUCAAUAAUCUGGAAGAAGAAAUUGUACAGCAAAACAAGUUGCAUGAAGAAAGGCAAAUGGCUUGGGACCAGAGGGAAGUAGAACUGCAGCGCCAAUUAGACCUGUAUGAUCAUCAACAAAAUGAGGCACGUAGCACAGCUCUGAAGUUAGAAGAGGCUACGGGGUCAGUUCCAGACUCUAGUUUGCCGCUUGCACGACAACUUGAAUUGGCUUUAAGAAAAAUACAGGAGCAUAUUCGAACAAUCGUGGAAACCAGAGCAACCUGCAGAUCUCUGGAGGAGAAAUUAAAAGAAAAGGAAACUGCUCUGUGGAAAGCUGAACAAAAUAUUUUAUCAAGAGAUAAAGUUAUAAAUGAACUAAGACUUCGAUUACCUGCAACAUCAGAAAGAGAGAAAAUAGUGGCUGGAUCAGGCAAACAAGAUGAUCCAGAGUACCGUCUUGCCAUAAAAAUUGCUCAUCAAACCAUUGCAAAUAUGCAAGCAAGAUUAAAUCAAAAGGAGGAAGUGUUAAAAAAAUACCAACAUUGGCUUGCUAAAGCAAGAGAGGAACAAGAGGAAAUAGUAAAGAAGCAUGAGGAAGAUCUUAGAGUUCUACACCAGAAGUUAAAUUUGCAUGCUGACAAUUCCCUUAAUAAAUUCAAACAGACUGCUUUGGAGUUAGCAAAGGCUUCUUUAUCACUUUCCAACAACAAACGCUUUCUCCACUUAGCUGAAGUGGAGCAAACUGUAGCAGAACAGGAUAAUUCUCUUGCUUCACUUGUUGGAAAAUUAAAGAAAACAUCAUUUGAUUUGGAGAAACAAAAACAAAUUACUUCAAUGAAAAUCAAAGAGUUUGAGACUAUCAGAGCCCAGCUUUGUGAAAAGCACACAGCUGAUGUGGAACAACUAAAAGAUGAGGCAAAUGUAUUGAGGAACACGAUAUCUCAGAUGGAGAAGGAAUUUGCAAAUGUAAAAGCUGAACUAGAGGUCCAAAAAGAAGCAAAUAAUAGAGCACCCACAGCAACACUGAAGAAUCUGGUGGAGCAGCUGAAGAGCCAGUUAGUCAUAAAAGAGAAGCAGCAGAAAGCUUUGAGUAAAGCACUUCUGGAACUCAGAGCAGAAAUGACUGCUAAUGCUGAACAGCAGAUUAUUUCUGCUGCAUCACAAAAAGAGGCAUAUAUGAAUGUCCAGGAGAUUGUUGACAGACAGACAAAGGCGCUUAUGACACAGAUAGAAGAAUUAAAUAAUCAGAUUACAAAACUUACAGAUAACCUUAAAACAAGUAAAACCAGGGAAACUUCCUUGUCUGAUGAAAGGGAUGAGUUGAACCAAGAACUUCAGAGGAAACAAAAAGCAUUUGCUAAAAUGUUGAGAGAGAAAAGUGAAUUGGAAGAAGAAAAUGAAGAACUGAAGAAACGGAUUAAGAGGCUAAGCAGUAACAUUCAGAGCAAAGCUGAUGAAAAAAGUCUGAUAGAUGCACUUCAGAAAAAAAUUAAGAGGUUGGAAAGUGAACUUGAUAAGAAGUGUGAAGAAACAGACAAAAAAGGUGUAAGAGAAGACCAGACCUCUAAGGAGGGAAUACUCAAAUGGGAAGAAAGUAAAAAAUGGCAAAUAAGAAUGGAAGGAUUGAGGAACAAGCUAAGGGAAAAGGAAAAAGAAGCAGAUGCUUUAGCUAAACAGUUGAAUACUUUGAAGGAAAUCUAUACCAAGACUGAAAAAGAGAAAAUUACUCUACAGAAGAAACUGAAAACUACUGGUGUCACUGUUGACCAUGUUGUUGGAGUAAGAGCCUCAGAGACUGAAAAAAAAUUGGAAGAACUAAGAAAACAGAAUCUAGAUUUAGAAAACGAAGUUGCUCACAUGAGAACACAGCAAGCAAUCCCACGAGAUCCUGUUGUAGAAGAAUUACAUUUCAAAAAUCAAUACCUCCAGGAAAAGCUUCAUGCAUUGCAGAGACAAUGUUCAAGAGAGGCAUAUUCUAGACCAUCAACAUCAGGAAUGGGAUCAGCUGAUCAAUAUCAAAGAGAACAAGAGGUUUUAAAGGAAAAUUUAAGAUUGUCAUCUGAAAACGUUGAGCUAAGGUUCCAGCUAGAGCAGGCCAAUAAAGAUUUGCCAAGACUAAAGGACCAAGUAGGUGACUUGAAAGAAAUGUGUGAACUUCUCAAAAAAGAGAAAGCAGAUGUUGAACGAAAGCUGGGCAGCAUUAGAGGGGUUGGUAGAAGUGGAAAGACAGUCGCAGAAUUGGAAAAAACAAUUGGUUUGAUGAAAAAGGUUGUAGAGAAAGUCCAAAGAGAAAAUAAGGAUCUGAAAAAAACUCCAGCUGUGGUUUCUAAUGAAAAAUUACUUGGUCUUGAACAGGAAAAUGAGAGGCUAAAGUCUGAAAUGGAAAAGAUGAAACUUCACGUGGGGGACCAGCUGAGUAUGCGUCAUGAAUCUAAAACCAAAGGAAUGGAAAAAGUCAUUACUGAAAACGAGAGGCUGCGUAAAGAACUGAAAAAGGAAGCUGACAAUGGAGAGAAGCUACGAAUAGCAAAGAAUAACUUGGAGAUAUUAAAUGAGAACUUAACAGUACAGCUGGAGGAAACCAUUAAGAGGCUAAAUUUGGCUGAGAGGCAAACUGAUGGAGCUGAUAGCAAAAGCUGGAAGUCCAUUGUAACAAGGAUGCACGAAGCUAAAAUAAAGGAAAUGGAAAUGGAUAUUGCUAGAAAAAACCAAAGCAUUACUGACCUUAAAUGGCUGCUCCAGGAAGCAACAGAACGUGAACAGAAUGCUGAUAAAAACUUACAAGAUCUAAAAGAACAAAUUGAGCUUCUCAAAGAGUUUCCUGAAGGUACAAGGACAGAGCAAAGCCUUUUCAGGGAGCUUCAGCUUUUAAGAUUAACUAAUAACCAAUUAGAGAAAGACAAAGCAGAACUAGCUCACCAGGUGGAGGAUUAUAAGCACCACAUGCACACAUGUACAAGUGAAGUUCCUGCAGCUGGACAUAAUGAUAUUUUAGAGAAGAAUAAAAAAGACAGGUUAAGGGAAGUAGCUGACCUCCAGACACAGCUGAAAGCCUCUGAGUUGGAAAAACAGCAAUUAAGGGAAGAAACAAAAAAGCUGAGAAGAGAACUAGAAAACUGUGGCCCUUCCUUUUUUGAAGAAAUUGAAGAUCUGAAAUAUAACUACAAUGAAGAAGUUAAAAAAAAUAUUAUCUUAGAAGAGAAACUAAAGCAGCUUUCUGAAGAAUUUGGCAUCCAAGGGGCUAGUCCAGGCAACAUUUCUGUUGAUUAA